AUGACAUCGAAUGGAUUGCCCGUGCCCGCUCAGAACAGCAACUACAUGGAAAAUGGCCGUUGGUAUCAUGGCUUCCGGAGAGGGCUCUACAUGUAUCCAUGCGACGAGCCAGAAAAGGAUCGCAUGGACAUCUACCACCAGUUUUUCGCCGUAGCACGGAGAGGCCAGCUGCAUCAGGCUCCCGUGCCCUCAGAGCCACAUCUGCAGCCCCGCAUCCUCGACGUAGGUUGUGGGACGGGCAUCUGGGCAAUUGACAUGGCCGACAAGUACCUAAACGCCGAGGUCCUAGGAUUAGAUCUGGUCAACAUCCAGCCCGAGAAAAUCCCCCCGAAUCUGCGGUUCCGUGUACCACGCGAUUACGAGAGCCCCUGGACGCUGGGCGAGGAUUCGUGGGAUCUGAUCCAUCUACGAAUGGCUUGCGGCAGCGUCGAGAGUUGGCCAGAGCUGUACCAAAAAAUAUACACUCACCUCAAACCAGGCACGGGCUGGAUAGAGCACAUUGAAAUCGACAUGGAGCCCCGCUGCGACGAUUACACACUUCCUCCCGACAGCAUGCUCCGCAAGUGGUAUGGUUGGCUGGCCGAUGCCACGCAACGAGCUUUCCGUCCCAUCGCAUACGAACAUCGCACUCGGCAGCUCCUGCAGGCCGCCGGCUUCAUUGAUAUCCAGGAGACUGUGAUUCGCGUGCCCUACAACACAUGGCCCAAUGACCCGCACCAGAAGGAUAUUGGCAGGUGGUACAACCUGGGCUUGACCGAGGGCCUGGAGGCGCUAACCUUUGCACCUCUGACCAGAGUCUACCAUUGGGACCUCAAUGCCCACGUACGGCCAAUCGUCGAGGGCGUGCGCAGGGAGCUCUGCAACCGGAAAAUCCAUGCGUACAACAACAUCCACAUUUGGACUGCCCGUCGUCCUCAGCAAUAG
Messenger RNA from Bipolaris zeicola 26-R-13, 924 nucleotides. RefSeq lists its product as uncharacterized. The record is from RefSeq and is a predicted model, not a curated record. Gene Ontology annotation, molecular function: methyltransferase activity. The coding region runs from base 1 to 924 and encodes 307 amino acids. The transcript is spliced from 8 exons. Lineage: Eukaryota; Fungi; Ascomycota; Dothideomycetes; Pleosporales; Pleosporaceae.